AUGGCGCAACAAAACAACCAGCAGCCUCAGUACUAUGGCCAGACACUGCAAGAUGGUACGAUAAUGGAAUCCCCUGUUAUGCCACCAACGCGAGCAUCCAGUGACUCAAGGCAAGAGUUGUUACGACUACCAGCACAACCCCACCCAGCACAUAUCGACUACCAUAUGGAGUCUGAUCAGAGUCUGCCCCAGCAACAGCAGCAGCAACAGAGUGACCUUCCCCUGAGGUCAAUGCCGUCCAAUGCUCGGAGAAUAGGAGGUCAAAGUGACCCCAAUGACCAGUGGGCACCUAAUCGUCCUCGACGACCAUCUCAGAAUGUUCCCUACACCCCUACCACUCAUCGUGGUCCAUACAUAGAAGACGACUAUGAAGAGGAAGAUUACAACCCUCAAAUGUACCGUCGUCGGUCGAACCGUCGCACUCAAGGCCCUCCUAUGGCCUACCGCAACUACGUCGAGCAAAACUCCAGAUAUGGACCGAUACCAAGGAAUAGUGUCGACGCAAACAUGCAGCCCCAAUACUCGGAUACACCGGGUAAGCCAAACUAUGAAAUGUACUACCCCGAGCAGACGGAUUACUCUCCACGCCGCCCUCCUAUGCCGGGUACCGGAAGUGGAGGAAACAAGGGACCGCCAGAGUACCCAUCAGCGAAGGCUGUGAUGAGGCUGCCCUGGGCCGUCUGGAUGGGAAGUAAUGCAAAGAACCACUUUGUCGCUUUCGUAGGAGAAUUUGUAGGAACAACCAUGUUCCUCUUCUUCGCCUUCUCCGGCACCCAAGUCGCCAACAUCGACUCCUCAGCAAACCCAGAUCAGAACACGACAACCAACGAAGCCGCCGGUUUCUCCCCCAUCGUCCUCCUCUAUAUUGCCCUCGUCUUCGCCUUCUCCCUCAUGGUAAAUGUCUGGGUGUUCUUCCGUAUCAGUGGUGGUUUAUUCAACCCGGCCGUUACAUUCGCCAUGCUACUCUGUCGCGCUCUGUCACCCGUCCGCGCCUUCUUGCUACUUGCAGCGCAGAUCACGGGAAGUAUAUUUUCCAGUUACAUCGUCAGUGUCUUGUUCCCUACGGAUUUUAAUGUUCGGACUACACUUGGUGAGGGGACCAGUCUGGCGCAGGGCGUAUUGAUUGAGGCACUGCUUACAGCAGAGCUGGUCUUUACCAUCUUCAUGUUGGCAAAGGAGAAACACAAAGCCACCUUUAUAGCCCCUGUCGGCAUCGGCCUCGCCCUCUUCAUCGCAGAGCUAGUCGGCGUCUACUACACCGGCGGCUCUCUCAAUCCUGCCCGCUCCUUCGGCCCCUGCGUCGUAACUGGCGUCUUCGACACGGAACACUGGAUCUACUGGGUGGGCCCCGCAGUCGGCGCUAUCAUUGCCGUUGUCUUCUACCAAUUCAUCAAGAUCCUCGAAUACGAGGUCGCGAACCCCGGUCAGGAUGACGACGACAAGGACCAGGAGGUCAAAGAGGAGAUUGAAAAGGUUAGGGAGGGAUCUCAAGAACCAGACCUGGAAGCACAGAGGGGGCCUGUUGGUGGGUUGGUUAGCAAUGAUGGGACUAGGACGAUCCCGACGGUAGCCAGUAUUCAUCAGAUUAGGAAGAAGAAGGCACUUGAGGGUCAGGGGUUUGGGGGGAGGGGUGAGAAUACUUACUAG
Molecule: messenger RNA, 1647 nt
Organism: Alternaria postmessia
Lineage: Eukaryota; Fungi; Ascomycota; Dothideomycetes; Pleosporales; Pleosporaceae
Exons: 3
Coding region: 1-1647 (548 amino acids)
Biological process (GO): transmembrane transport
Cellular component (GO): plasma membrane
Molecular function (GO): water channel activity
Source: RefSeq, a predicted model, not a curated record